AGCAGCUACACAAUCCCUGUCUCUUCUGGAGUAAAAGAAAAUUAUGAUAGGUGGCUCUCUUCUCUUACUAAACUAAAUGGGGUGAUACAAACUUGGAUGUAACAUGGCAAGACAAAUCAGAAGCUCUCUCUAGAGCUACAGAUUACCAAGAAGAUUACAAUAUUGGCUCCGGAAGAAAAACGCAACUGGAUUUUUGCUGUGUGUUAGAAGAAAGCCAUCACACGCUCACUUGAAAAUGAAGAGACUUUCGUGGACAUGGGCUUUGCUGUUAUUAUUAUUAGUACCCAACGGACACUAUACGAAACAAUCUAAACUAAAAAACUCUCUAAGACGUCACCCACGUUCCACAGAAGGGGGAGAUGAAGGAAGAAAGUGUAGCUACACAUUUAUUGUCCCUGAACAAAAAAUAACUGGACCAAUUUGUGUCAACACAAAAGGACCAGGACCAGAGAGUAAAAAAGAUGAAAUUACAAGGAUGGACAUUGAGAAUCUGAAGGAUGUGUUAUCUAAGCAAAAACGAGAGAUUGAUCUCCUGCAGCUAGUGGUAGAUGUGGAUGGGAAUAUAGUGAAUGAAGUAAAGCUGCUGAGAAAAGAAAGCCGUAACAUGAAUUCCCGGGUCACUCAGCUCUAUAUGCAGCUUCUGCAUGAGAUCAUUCGCAAACGGGACAACUCACUUGAGCUUUCCCAGCUGGAAAACAAAAUCCUCAAUGCUACAACAGAAAUGUUGAAAAUGACAACAAGAUACAGAGAACUUGAAAUAAAAUACGCAGCACUAACUGAUCUUGUAAAUAAUCAGUCUGUCAUCAUCUCUUUAUUGGAAGAGCAAUGCUUGCGGAUAUUCUCACGACAGGAUACACAUGGCUCUCCACCAUUAGUUCAGGUGGUACCUCAUCACAUUCCUAACAGCCAGCACUACACCCCAGGACUCUUGGGAAGUAAUGAAAUACAGAGAGAUCCAGGUUAUCCUAGAGACAGAGAUGUAAGGCCACCUCCUGAUCCAGCUACUUCUCCUACAAAAAGCCCUUUCAGGAUCCCACCAUUGACUUUAAUCAAUGAAGGUCCAUUUAAAGACUGUCAACAAGCCAAACAAGCUGGCUAUUCCAGCAGUGGGAUUUAUAUGAUCAAGCCCGAAAACAGCAACGGACCAAUGCAAUUAUGGUGUGAAAACAGCCUUGAUCCUGGGGGUUGGACAGUUAUACAGAAAAGAACAGAUGGUUCUGUAAACUUCUUCACAAACUGGGACAAUUACAAGAAAGGAUUUGGAAAUGUUGCUGGAGAAUACUGGCUGGGACUGGAAAAUAUUUUUUUGCUUAGCAAUCAGGACAAUUAUAGACUUCUAAUUGAAUUAGAAGACUGGUCUAAUAAGAAAGUCUAUGCAGAAUACAGUAGUUUCCGCUUGGAGCCAGAAAGUGAAUUCUACAGAUUACGUCUUGGCACCUAUCAGGGGAACGCUGGUGACUCCAUGAUUUGGCACAAUGGGAAACAGUUUACAACACUGGAUCGAGACAGAGACAUGUACACAGGAAACUGUGCCCACUUUCAUAAAGGAGGUUGGUGGUACAAUGCUUGUGCUCAUUCUAAUCUCAAUGGAGUGUGGUACAGAGGAGGACAUUACAGAAGCAAGCACCAAGAUGGAAUUUUUUGGGCUGAAUACAGAGGUGGCUCAUACUCACUAAAAGCAGUUCAGAUGAUGAUCAGACCCAUUGACUGAGGAACUCUCAAAACAAACUCUUGUGAUCAAACUUCAGGCAGAUACUGUGUUUCAUGUUGUUUUGCACAGUUUAACCUUACAAAGGGCAGGGCCUACGAAAUAUUCUUUUCAGUAUGUCUGUGAUAUUCCGUGUGUUAAUUAUACAAGUCUGAAUAGCUCACAAAGCAAGCAGGAGGCUGCAUUUAAAUCUGUUAAUAUUAGAUGUAUGGGCUUUAACAGCAGCAGCAAAACCUAUCAGUUCUAUAGACUACAGUGAAAUCAUGGAUGCAGAAUGGUUGACCUUUGAAACUUAAGUUUGUGAAACUGGUAUUGUGUGCUAGUGUACAGAUAAAUAGUUUUAAAUCUAUGAAAAUGAACUUAAGUUUUUAUUUCAAAGAUUAUUUCCAGUGAAACAGACGCACAAUGGCAACAGACAAAGAACUGGAGAGAAGAUCUAGUUCUGCAAACAUAUUUUACAUCAAAUAAAGCAUUAUUAUUUCAAUCUGACAA
Molecule: messenger RNA, 2200 nt
Organism: Eublepharis macularius
Lineage: Eukaryota; Metazoa; Chordata; Lepidosauria; Squamata; Eublepharidae
Gene: ANGPTL1
Product: angiopoietin like 1
Exons: 5
Coding region: 236-1711 (491 amino acids)
Biological process (GO): cell surface receptor protein tyrosine kinase signaling pathway
Source: RefSeq, a predicted model, not a curated record